UAAGGCCGCUGCCUCACAGCAACAGCGCAAUCUUCGUAUUCUCGUCCUCACCAGUACUCACUCACUCACUGCAAUUGCCUGGAGGACUCCACCUCGCCAAGCUCACGCAUACAGCCUCUUCCGACUGCCGCUAAACUACUGGAACCAACUCUGCUACGAGUUAGUUGACUAGCAAUGGAGAGAAGACGGGCGCUGCAGGGACUGCUACUUCUGGGUUCGGCUCUAUUGCCGUUCGCGAGCGCCGCCUGCGUCGAAGUGAGUGGGUCUGCCCGCUGCAGUGAGCUCUUUCCCUCCUCCGCAGCACUUGUCAAUACGGACACCCUCGCGAACGCAACAAGCGUGAUAGAUGCGGCGACCUUCGAUGCGUGGGUGGACAGCUCAGCGGAAAACACUCUACUGUCGCUGAACUGUGGCACUUUAAUGGACGAGGCAAAGUCCCACAAGGUGUCCUCUGUUAGAUUCGGGGUGAGCUUUGGCUGUCAACAAGCUUUACAGAGUGGCAGCACCUGCGGUCCGCAGCCAGCCAUCAACGACCCCUCGUUGAAGAAAUUAUGCCAAUCGACCUGCGGCGGGUUCUUGAGCAGCGUGAUAGAAACCGGCGUGAAUACUGGUCUUUGCAGACCAGACCCGACACCAUUGCAAAACUUCCUUGCAUUCAAUGCGACUAUCUGUGGGAGUCUGCCCGCGGACCGUCUGCCCGCGGACCAGACGCCUUGCUUGAGGGCCGUGAAAGCCGAGAUUGAUUUUUGUGGGUAUCCGAAUACGGCCGAAGGACGAGCGCAAGCGCAAGCGCUGUGCCAGACGAACUCCAGUCUUCCUUGUUGCAACGCAAACGAUAGGGUACCACUGAUCGCAGGUCUCUGUGGUGGAGGGCUGUUUGGGAUCAUCGCCAUCGUAUUCUCUGCGUACCAGUACCGGAAUCAGCGGAAUCGACACCGAGUAGACAACGCCGCCAGCAGAGCCAGCAGCAUUCACGCACACAGGGCGGAACUAGGGGCCAGAUCCAGUCACAUGUGGGCGCCUACGGGAGGUCCAUCGUCGGUGUCGCCGGGCGCCUAUGCGGCACCCAAAGAGGAAAUCAAUUCUCCAUACAACAGCAAUUCUCCGCAAGGAUUCGGAUACUCUCAACCGAACGAAUACAGCCGAACACAUCAGGCACCAUCUGGAGCAUAUGGUUAUCAAAAUGGAUACCAGCCUCCAUCAACAGCGGAAGUGAGACAAAGCGGUCUUCCAAGCCCCCGGACACCAACCACUCCUAGUACCCCCAGACAACCAACGCUCGGCAUGGGUGCCACGCGCAAUGGACGACCAGUGUCAACCCGGCAUUCGGUCCGAGUAGACUCAUAUACGGCACAAAGAGAGAGUAGGAUUGCGGGCACACAUCGGGCUAUGGUUUUGGAGAACUAUGAGCCAGCAGGAGCAGAUGAAGUGCGCCUAAGAACGGGAGAUGUGGUACAUGUGCAACGAGUCUUUGACGAUGGCUGGGGAUGGGGUCGAAACACAAGUACAGGACAGGAGGGAGCCUUCCCUACCGUCUGCUUGAACAACUUUUGAGCAGUCAUUUGAGGAGACGUUUGAAUGUGUAAAUAGCGAUGCUCCGUUGUAUACAGUUACAGUAGAGACUUCCCGGAGAAGUAGUUACGGCGUAGAUGCAGCAGGGGCGUAAAUGGUCUUCCCGACUAAGUCUAUAUCUAGUUUCGCGUGGCGAAUAACACCAACGGUUUUGCAUUGAUAAUCUUGGGUGUUCUGGGACUCCGCAACUUCAACAGUGUCGCAAAUGUCACU
Fimicolochytrium jonesii is the source of this 1785-nucleotide messenger RNA. RefSeq lists its product as uncharacterized. NCBI's taxonomy places the organism in Eukaryota, Fungi, Chytridiomycota, Chytridiomycetes, Spizellomycetales, Powellomycetaceae. The record is from RefSeq and is a predicted model, not a curated record. The transcript has 3 exons. The coding region runs from base 175 to 1554 and encodes 459 amino acids. Gene Ontology annotation, molecular function: protein binding.